UCAAAUUAUUUUGAGUUGGGUGGUUGUGGAGGUUGAAAGCUUUUUCGUUUCUCACCACGUGUAAUUCAUCUUCUCUUUGGUUUAACAAAUUUACAUUAUCUAAACUUGAACAUGUAUUGGGGUAUACAAGUACAAAUUUCACCGCAAGUUUGAGUAUUCGGCGCCUAAAAAAGCAGAAGUUGGGAAGAGGAGUAUGGAGUGGACAGAGAUGGGGAUGGGAUGGUACGGGCCCCUAGUCGAUCUGUCUGCUGCAACUUUUCACGUCGGCCAUUUCGUCCAACUCCUCGUCUUCGUUCAUCGUUCUACGCCCCUUCAGUAUAAAUUAUCUAAUGGGGGAGAAGUUAUGAGGACAGACAUUGAUGUUGGCGAUGAAACUCGACCGUUUUUCUCCAUUUCUCUUUGGAAUAAUCAUCUCGCUUCCUACGUCUCGGCUGGAGACAUCCUUUUCUUCCGCAAUGUGAAAGUUGUCAAGUUUCGGAGUAUGGUGGAAGCUAAAAGUGUCCAUUAUUCAUCCAUUCAACGUCUCAUCCAUCCUUAUUCUUCCCUCCUAUCCACAGGCUUGGACGAUUUGAUGAAUAGCUGUCCAGUUGUUGGAACUGCUAAGGAAAAGCUUCGGAGGGUCAUACAUUGGGUGCAACAGACUAAAUUUACUCUUUGUAAUCAACUCGAUAUCCGUCAAACUCCAGCAUCACGAUAUUCACGAAACUGGAAAGUUCAAGAAGAGGAAAAACCUCCUGAAUGUUUAUUGCUUUCAGAAGUAAUACACCUGUCUAGUCCGUGCAAUGCCAUCUUUCUUGCAUCAAUUGGUGAAGCUUUUUUGCAUUCUCUGUGGCCUGAUGCCACGAAAGAAAGGUUGUUCAUAAGUAGGAGAUUGACUUCUAAGACAGACAUCAUAGUGGAAGAUAUGAUAUGCACAGGCUGUCAGCUCUGUGGAUGUCCAUUUAUUUUGGAUUCCCUAGGUGUGAGUAAAGACGGUUCACUAUAUUGUGACAAGAAUUCAAAUCGACUUCAUGUUGCUGGAGUGAUCUACCGACCAUUUAUGCUGUAUGUAUGGGAUAGCUUAGAGUACAUUCCACUUCUUGUAAAAAAUAAGGCAGCUGAACUCCUUUUUGGGAAUAUUAGUGCUGAAAAGUUGUACCAGUCAUAUAAGGGACAGAAGGACGAUGAGCAGAAUCGGAUGAACCCUUUCAAUGCGCAGGUUAGUACUAGUAUACGAGAUUACACAAGAGUUGAAGAGAAACACACUCGGGAUAAACUUAAGGUCAAAAGUGCGGAAUUUAAGGCGAGGAAGAAAAAUCAUUAUUCUAAAAGUCUCAACUUGUAUUUGAUAUGGUUAGUUGUAUUGAAGAUGCUUAUGCUUGAAUGGGGUAAUCGCUCUUUAAAGUUUGAAGUUUUUGUUAACCCUAGCUUGGCAAUUGAAGAUGGGAGAUUUGAAAUGCUAUGUUUGUCGAUGUCAUAUUUUGAUAGUCUAAAAACUUAAAUUGGAUGUAGUUUUUCAACUGUUAUAAUAUCUAAUCAUACUGUUGUUUUACAUAUUGUUAAAAAUAAUUAUACGAAAAAAAUAAUGAAAAUGAAAGUAUUGCAAAGGCGUGAAAGAUGUAAUGAUUGAAGAUAUAUAAGUAGUAGUUGUCGUGAGCGUGCUAUUUUAUAUUGCUUGUUGUUUAUUUGCAACUAUAAAUAAUAAAAUCAGUCAUCAAAAAAUUGUCUUAUAGAAGCAGCAAUAACAAAAUUGCAUACACGAUGGACGUAACAAAGACACUCAUAAUAUGUUACUGCAUUUU
This is a messenger RNA of Amaranthus tricolor (Joseph's coat), 1781 nucleotides long. RefSeq lists its product as uncharacterized. The transcript has 7 exons. Bases 194 to 1480 code for a protein of 428 amino acids. The record is from RefSeq and is a predicted model, not a curated record. Lineage: Eukaryota; Viridiplantae; Streptophyta; Magnoliopsida; Caryophyllales; Amaranthaceae.